CAGUGACACAAACACACUCCGACACCGCAGGAGAGGAAGUAACUCUAGUGCGCGCUUUAAAAAGAACAAUGCCGAGCAGUAUGUUUUUAUUCGCGACCUGAUUACAUUAUAAUACAGUAAUAGUUUAAUGACAUGAUAUCUAUUUAUUUGCCUAGUAAUCCAACAGUAACCCACUGAAUGGCGAAGAGAGACGCGAGACGCGGCUAAACUGGAGCUGCGACUCCAAGAUGAUGCGACGUCAGUGUGUUUACACUCCCAUCUGCGGCUAAAUAAGUGUGUCUUGCUGAAUAAGAGGUUGUUUUGGCGACAUUGGUCGAUUUAUUAGAGGUUAAAACUGGUUCGUUGGAUGUAAAUCAGGUGAAACCGAGGCGCUGUGUUGCUAGCUGGCCCAGCUUUUUACAGGACUCUCUUUACUCCAGUUGCUGGUGUAUUUUGAGGUCAGUUCCUGCAGUGGCGAUCUUUUCUCUUGGAAAAAUGGCAACAGGCUCUAGUUUUGCCUCUGGAGGGAGUGGAUCUAGAAAUGUACCAUCUUUCGCAGCCUCCUCCACUGGAGUGCCAGGACAGGCUCAGCCGAUGGUGGUGGUUUGGGAAUGGCUGGAUGAUCUGGGCUACUGGAGGCCCUACACUGGACAGGUGUGCGGCUACAUCGAGCAGUGUCUCCAGCAUCAGAGAGGAGCAUCUACAGCCAGCAGCAUCUCACUGGGACAGGUAGACCCCAGUCUGGCUGCAUACAUCAUUGACAUCCCCAACCUUAAACAGUUCAGACAAGACACAGGAAAGAUGCGCUCGGUGCGUCGAAGCCUGUUCCCGCAGUCGUCCGCCCUGGGUAGCGGUGUUCUUUGGGAAUGGGCGAAUGAUGAAGGAAGUUGGACGGCGUACGAGAUACGAACCUCCAUUUUGCUGGAGCACAGUUACCAAGCAGGGCAGGCCACAGCAGACCUCAGCUCACAUGGUUACAACUACAUUGUGGACCUCACAGCUCUUGAGCAGGUCAACAAGUCCUCCAGUUACAGACGGCGCGUAAGGCGGCAGGGCAGUACACCGUAUCCCCUCGCCUCUGGGUCGGUUAUUCAUUCGGGCCCAGCCUGUACCUGUCAGCAGUGCAUGAGCAACAGUAGUUCUGCUGGUCCCAUGCCGAGUCGAUCGCGGCAUUCCUUCUCCGCGGGGCAGACCAACCGACCCAACCUCCAGACCCAACAUGGAAGACUUCCAGGAGCUAGCCCCUCUUCAGUCUACUCGCCCUAUCCCAGAAGACCUCUUUCAGUGGGAAACCUGUUAUGGAGCGGCCCCUGGGGGACCUCCACCUCCAUGGUUCAUCCCCCAGGACCACCACAAGCUUUUGGCCACCAUGCCAACGGUUCAAGUGUUCCAACUGUCCCCUUACAAAUGAACGGAUCCAGUAAUGUGAGUGCGGCACUGGCAGGCAUGGCUUCCAUUUUGAUGUCAGCUGCAGGACUGGGAGUUCGCUUCAUGACAGCCCCGUUCUCCCAGCGUGGCUCCAGCAGGCCCACCAAAGCCCAGCCCAGCUCCGUUAAGAGGGCAAAGAGACAGUCCAGGACAGCCCCUCAGAAGCCAGAAGAAGUCAUUAAGAAAUACAUGGAGCAAGUGCCUGUUGUCCCAGAUGAGGACUGUAUUAUCUGUAUGGAGCGCCUGGCCUGCCCGUCUGGUUAUGAGGUCCCUGCUGAGUGCUCUCAGUCUCUUCAGCCCAACACUGUGAGCAAACUCAUGAAGUGUGGACACACCUUCCACAUGCUCUGCAUGCUGGCCAUGUACAACAACGGAACAAAGGAUGGGAGCUUACAGUGCCCCUCAUGUAAGACAAUCUACGGAGAGAAGACAGGCACCCAACCAAAGGGCAAGAUGGAGAUCUACAGUAUUCCUCAGUCUUUGCCUGGACACCCAGACUGCGGCACUAUACAAAUCAUUUACAAUAUCCCACCCGGAAUACAGGGUCCGGAGCACCCAAACCCAGGACAGCCGUAUACAUGCAGAGGUUUCCCUCGAUUCUGCUUCCUUCCUGAUAAUGACAAAGGCAGAAAGGUACUGGAGUUGCUGAAAGUGGCGUGGACACGGCGCCUCAUCUUCACUGUGGGCACCUCAAGCACCACAGGGGAACCCGACACAGUUAUAUGGAAUGAGAUCCACCACAAGACAGAGAUGAUGUCCAAUGUGUCCGGCCAUGGCUACCCAGACCCCAACUACCUGGACAAUGUGCUCUCAGAACUGGCCUCACAGGGUGUUACAGAGGACUGCCUAAAACGAGACGCACAAAGCCAAGUGGCCCAAGGUUCAGCAAUGUGAACUUUACAACUCGAUCUACUUGUUUGUAGAUCUAAUUAAACUUGAUGAAAAGGGAAAACUAGAGUUGCUAGUAAUGCUGUGCAGCAUAAGGUUGGAUGCAUGUGAAUGCAUCUGUGUUAAUAGGCGAUGAUUUGUCAGUAGGGUUAAAGUGAUAGUUCACCCAAAAAUGAAAAUAAUUUACUCACCCUCAUGGUGUUCUAAACCCAUAUGACUUUCAUUCUUUCAUGGAACAAAAAGGAGAUAUUUUUAAGAAUGUUCUGGUCAUUGUUUCCAUGCAAUUGCAAUGAAUGGGGACUGGGGCGAUCAAGCUUAAAAAAAGGAUACAUAGAUAUAAACAAUCAGACAUUGUUAAUUCUCUCAUGAACUGAAGGCAUAAGAGCUAGGGCGGAUGUUAAGAUUUUCAGUGAAUGAUUUAAAUUUUGAUCUGUUUGUAACAAAGCUAUUUUAUGGCUUCAGAAGACUGAUUAUAGUGCACAAGUCAAAAUAACUACAUUUAUGAUACUCUUGUGGUGUUUUUCCAUCCUUUUUUAAGUUUGAAAGCACCAGUCACGAUUAAUUGUAUUUGCCUGGAAAAGGGCGACCAGUGCAUUCUUCAAAAUAUCUCCUUUUGUGUUCCAUGGAAUAAAAAUAAAAAAAUGAUGACAGAAUUUUCAUUUUUGAUUGAACUAUUCCUUGAAUGGCAUUUCCCUCAUCCAUUCCCCACUGUAUGGCUAGAAUAUCAACACACACAUGGGGACACAGACAUGGUCGUCAUCUUAUUCUUCACCGUAUCUUAAGGCAGCUAAAGUUGGUUCAGAUAUAUUUUUAAUCGAAGCAGUUGAUCUCAUACAAGUGUCUAUGGUCACAUACAUCUGCAGAAGCGCAAUGCUCAUUUUUAAAUAAUAUUUUAGUUGCUGACUUAUGAGGGUGCCUGAAUUUUACACCAAGAUGAGACCCUUCCUCUGUCGCCAAUUUAGGACUGCGAUGUCUUUUCUGACUUAAAUUACAGCAGAUCACCUAAAAUGUAACAGAUAUUAUCAUACUAUUGGAAUGAAUCUAGAGCAUCGAUGCAAAUCCUAAAUCUUUACUAGUACUGUAAAAUGGAUUUCUUCAUUAAUGAAUGGCACUUUUACAGAAUCUGCAGCUAUGAUUUUAGUUUAUAUUUUUUUUAAAGACAUUUUGGCUUAGUUUCCAAGUCAGUGAUUCUUUCACUUGCUGCUAUUUUUUAUUUUUUUAAAUUAUCAGUCACGAUCACAGGGGACUUAAAUUUCUGUUUUGAUUCAGUAACAUCCACACCAUUUUUUUUUUUUCUAUUGCAAUUACCCCUCCCCUUUUUUUUUUUUCAAUAUACAUUGUGAAUUAAUUAUAUAUAUUAAAAAAUGGAAUGGCUUAGUAAAACUACUAAUUAAAAAAAAAAAAAAAUCCAAUGCUUAUAGUUUUAGCUCCUGAAAAUAGGAUUCAAAAUGAUAUUCCACAUCAUGAUUUCUGAUUUGUAGUAUUAGACAGUGCCACAGUGACAAUCAGCAGUGUUGGAUUAAGCUACAUUACCACUGCGAGUCUGUAGAAAUUCAUUCAAUUAUUAAUUUGUCCAUUAUCUCUCAUUCCACAACAUGAGAUAUUCAUACGAGUUUACGAUGUAUGCAACUGUACAUAUAAAUAUAUAUUCAACUUCUAAUCAGCAAUAAAAUAACUGAACAUGA
This is a messenger RNA of Myxocyprinus asiaticus (Chinese sucker), 3980 nucleotides long. RefSeq names its product probable E3 ubiquitin-protein ligase DTX2. Gene Ontology annotation, molecular function: zinc ion binding; ubiquitin protein ligase activity. Bases 475 to 2301 code for a protein of 608 amino acids. Gene Ontology annotation, biological process: protein ubiquitination; Notch signaling pathway. Gene Ontology annotation, cellular component: nucleoplasm. The record is from RefSeq and is a predicted model, not a curated record. Lineage: Eukaryota; Metazoa; Chordata; Actinopteri; Cypriniformes; Catostomidae. The transcript is spliced from 9 exons.